AGAGGCUCAUAUCAGCCAUGCAACGCCAGUAUUCAGCAGUUCAUUAAGAAAGGCAGCGAGAAACAAUUUUCUCUCAAUUCUGUAGCUGUUGAGCACGUCCAGUCUGCUUCGACCUCCCUAGAACAAGCGGCUACGCCACAAGUUGAAAAGUCGCUUAAAGAGUUGAAGAAAGAUGAGAAGAAGCUAUUUCACAGAAAUAAGCUCAACCUUAUAGCCGAUUCCUCCGAGGAGGGAUGGGAAGUUGUGAACGAAUACCAGCGCAGGGAUCUUGACGAUGACAACGACGAUGGCAAGCGCAUACGACCGGCCAAGGAAAGGGCUUCACAGAAACGCCGGCGCGCCCAAUCGGCGAAAGAAAAACCGCCUUUGCGUCCUCAAAAGCACCUAGUCUACCGGUUUCCCCGCUGCCCAUCGUGGUUUCUGGUGACGGAACUCUUGUCUCUCCGUCUUAUCGAGAUAUUUCUUCAUCAGGCCUUAGUUUUGCGAACCUUUCGGUGCCGUCAAUUGGCCUGGGGGCAGUUGCUUCACUUCUAUAAGUUUCGGCCAUUUCAGAAAUUAGUGCCUCGUCUUCCAAGCUCAGUUUUCCGCUAG
This is a messenger RNA of Porites evermanni, 591 nucleotides long. NCBI's taxonomy places the organism in Eukaryota, Metazoa, Cnidaria, Anthozoa, Scleractinia, Poritidae. The record is from the annotation of a GenBank genome assembly.